This is a messenger RNA of Penaeus monodon (black tiger shrimp), 973 nucleotides long. RefSeq lists its product as uncharacterized. The record is from RefSeq and is a predicted model, not a curated record. Bases 68 to 868 code for a protein of 266 amino acids. NCBI's taxonomy places the organism in Eukaryota, Metazoa, Arthropoda, Malacostraca, Decapoda, Penaeidae. The transcript has 7 exons.
ACCGCACGAGGAGGGACGCCCCCCUCCUUCUUCUUCUGCUCCUGAAGAAGGAAGCUGCGUCGCCAAGAUGUCGUCGGCGGGUUUCCUGGGAUGCGUUCUCUUCUCUCUCCUUCUUGCAGGCCAUGCCGCCAACGUCGAGGAAAUGGCUUACAAAUACGCACCAUAUUUUCGCUUUGACUUAGUGGAAGGUGGCAGCGGCUUCUGCUUCCCCCACAACGCCUCCGACUACUACCACGUGCGGAAGGCGGGCGACACGUCCCGCCAGUGCAACACGGACUAUGCCACGGUGUCCAACGGCGACAUCCCCACCUACUGGCACGCUAUGACAUGUGGCUACCAUCUCCACAUAGCGUACUGGACCUUCUAUGGCUACAACCACGACUGCGACUGCUGCUCCGGUGAGCGAGACGCCUGGUGGGAGUUCGUCGUCGUCAAGGUCCGUGACUGGGAUCUGCAGCCGCACAUGCACGAGGUCAUGUUCGGCCAGAAGAAGGGCUGGUACACGAGGGUCCCAGGCCACUACGAGGUCCACGACACCACGCACCCCGUGGCGUACGUCGGCAAGGCCUCGCACGGAACCUACCACGACGACGGAGGCACCGGCACCUGCUGCUACUUCGAGGACUUUAGGAACCCGGGUCACUUAGACAUGAACAUGAAGACGUGGCUGAACCUGGUGGAGCUGAAGCAGGCGGGCGGCGAGGGGUGGAUGGAAGACGCCGACGCCGAUGUGUGGAACGGCCUCCUCGCGCCCACCUUCAGGAGCGACUGGGACCUCUGCUCCCUCGUCGGCUGCACCGGGUCCUCUCUCCAGCUGUGUGGGACAUCGGGAUGCCACAAGAGCGACAUCGGCCAUGACCCAUUCUAAAGACACAGAAGUACCUGUGUAUGUCUUUUGCAUAACAAGGAGGGGCGAUUAAGAAACGUCGCAGAGGUGGUUAUGUGAGAUGGAAUAAAGAUGCAUAAAAUCUGG